GGCUUACAGGGAAAUCCCAGAAAGGUAAAAAUCAGAAUCGAAUUUCACACUCCCGUCCUCCCGUCCCCAAACAUAAAACCCCUCCCUCUCUCUCUCUCUCUGUCUGCCGCUCCCAAAAAAAAAUAAUUGACUUUUGCUUCCUCCUAUGGCGGUUUUGAACCGCGUUUUAAGAUUAAGAGCAGCAAGCUCUUUCUCAGUUCGGAGCUUCCGUUCAUCAUCUUUUCUAAAUUCCGAAACUGACAUCAAGGCGUCUUCCUCUGUCAUCACCCAAAAGUCUCUUCCUCUGCAGCGAGACGUUAAGGACAGGAAUGCCCAGUGGGUCUUCCUCGGCUGCCCCGGCGUCGGCAAAGGCACCUACGCCUCUCGCCUCUCCACCCUCCUCGGCGUCCCCCACAUCGCCACGGGCGAUCUCGUUCGCGACGAGCUCUCGUCUUCUGGUCCCUUCGCUCUUCAGCUUGCAGAGGUUGUGAACCAGGGCAAAUUGGUUUCGGAUGAGAUUAUCAUAAACUUGUUGUCCAAGCGUCUUGAAGCUAGUGCAGCUAAGGGUGAAACUGGCUUCAUUCUCGACGGUUUUCCUCGAACUAUUCGUCAGGCGGAAAUUUUAGAGGGAGUAACAGACAUUGACUUGGUGGUCAACCUAAAGCUUCGUGAAGAGGCUCUACUUGCAAAGUGCCUUGGAAGAAGGAUUUGUAGUGAGUGUGGAGGGAAUUACAAUGUGGCCUGCAUUGACAUUAAGGGUGAGGAUGGGAAGCCUGGCAUGUACAUGGCUCCACUUCUUCCCCCUCCACAUUGUGCAUCAAAGCUUAUCACACGAUCCGAUGACACUGAAGAAGUUGUUAAGGAAAGACUCCGGAUAUAUAAUGAUAAGAGUCAACCCGUGGAGGGGUUCUACCGCAGUCGAGGAAAAUUGUUAGAGUUUGAUCUUCCUGGAGGGAUUCCUGAAUCCUGGCCAAAGCUGCUUCAGGCUUUGAAUCUGGAAGACCAUGAAGACAAACAGUCUGCAGCCGCAUGAUUCGUAAUUCUGUACCAUAUACACUUUAGACAAGUUAGUUUUCCAUUAGAUAAGCCAAAUCAUUCUUUGCAUGUCCUGGAAGCAGA
Prunus avium (sweet cherry) is the source of this 1098-nucleotide messenger RNA. NCBI's taxonomy places the organism in Eukaryota, Viridiplantae, Streptophyta, Magnoliopsida, Rosales, Rosaceae. The record is from RefSeq and is a predicted model, not a curated record.